Molecule: messenger RNA, 4189 nt
Organism: Musca vetustissima
Lineage: Eukaryota; Metazoa; Arthropoda; Insecta; Diptera; Muscidae
Gene: scra
Product: anillin
Exons: 10
Coding region: 20-4189 (1389 amino acids)
Biological process (GO): actomyosin contractile ring assembly; mitotic cytokinesis; septin ring organization
Cellular component (GO): actomyosin contractile ring
Source: RefSeq, a predicted model, not a curated record
CAAAGCAAACAAAUGAAAAAUGGAUCCUUUUACACAGCGCAUGCUUGAAAAGGCAGAACAACGCAGCCGUGCCUUGGGUAUUUCCAGUACAGAUGCCAGUCGAUUCCCUUGCGGAGAUGCCAAUACCUCAUCGUCGUCAAUGGCUUCAACCAUUAGUACAGGCAGCAUGCUGGGCAGCGGCGUCGGCGCCGCUUGUGCAACAACAAUGGCGUUAGCUUCGCAACAAAAACAACAGCUGCCCUUGCAUUCUUCAGCAAACACAACAUCGUCGACUGGCAGUGGUGGAGGCGCUGUAAAUAAAUUGCAUGUUGUGGAGAAAACUAUGGAAACAAUGGCAUCAAAUACAACAAAAAAUAACGCCGCAAAUGGAUCGCCACGUAAAGUCUUAAGACAAUUUUCAGCCGUGGAUAAGGAAAAUGUUGAUUUGGGCAUUGAGAUUAAUAUAAUGACGGAUAAAAAUGUUGAGGUUCAAGUUCAAGUUGAAGAACAAGAAAUAACUGACGAUGAUGAUUACAGCAAACAUAUGGCGAAAAUCGGUAACAUUGGCACAACCGAGGGUACGCAAAAAGUUGUCGUCAAUGAACCAGCCGUAAAAAUUCGUGAUACUUCACGGAAUCGUUUACAACGCUUGGGUGCUUUAUAUUCUGACAAAGAUGAUUUAUCAUCUCCCAUACAUCGCACCGAAGCCAAUUUCCAUGCUGACAAUAAAGACGAAACCGAUAUGGAUAAUCAUUUGAAUAAACCAAAACAACGUUUUGGUAAAUUGGCUGCUUUGGCCAGUACCAUAAAUCAAUGGGAAGAUGAUACCUCACAUCAUGUCAUCACUCCUACGACGGAGGUGGCAAAAGUACCACCACCAAAACCUGAUUUACCAAGUCGUGGACGUUUGAGGCCCGAGGGUCAUGUUAAAGCGCAAGCACCACAGCCACCCAAGGAUCAAACGCCCAAAUCACCCAAGGCCCAACAGGCACCAAAAUCACCCAAAGCCCAACAUGCACCCAAGUCACCCAAAGCCCAACAGGCACCUAAAUCACCCAAAAACCUUGCUCCCAAAUCUCCCAAAGACAAGGAACAAAAAACCAAACAAUUAAAAUGGGAUCCGAAGGUUUUAAAUUCCCUGGAGGCCCAAGGUUUCCAAAGACGUGAGUCAUCCACCGUUAAGGUAUCCUAUGACUUUAAAGAUGAUGAAGAAAUGAAAGAUGACGAACCACAAACCACUACCAGUGCUGUAGUAAAAUCAACGGAAAACGCUAAAGAAGAAAAACGUGUUGUUGGAAAAUUGGAUACAGCCAAAUUUAAUGUUCUUAACUCAAAUGACCAAAAGAAACCACCAGUGGCAGAGAAAAAAAUACCAGCUGUUAAGACGGGAAUGGUAUCGGGCAGGGCAGCCAUAUUCGAGGCUCAAGCAAAUCAGCAUCAACAACAGCAAAAGCCACAAAAAGAUCCCACUGAAUUGUCGCUGAAGGAGCGCAUGAAACUUUUCGAAAAGAACAAAGGAGAAGCCCUGAUUCCUAAGGCUGCUUUUGGUAUGGCACCACCUCUAAGUAAAAUAUUACAGGAUUCGCAUAAUAAAAAGGAGGAACAACAUACAAAAGUUACAACAAGCACGACAGCUGCACACAGUAAUACAAAAACAAAUCCUCCACCGUCUGCAGAACCAGUAUUAGUUAAAACAAAACCUGAGAGUAAAUUGCGAGAUAAAGUUGCAGCUAUUUUUGGUUCGACACAAUCUGAGAAUAAGAUUAAGGAAGACAUACGUAAACAACGUGAAGAAGAAAUGCAAUUGCUGGCCAAUCGUUUUAAUAAACAAAAAGAGAUUUUUGCACAACAGCAGCAGCAGCAUCAACACCCAACUACUUCUACAAAAGAUCAGGAAUUACGGGAAUUAGCACAACAAGCCCAAGUUAAGGCAGCUGCAGCAUCAUUAAUUACAUCGUCAUCAUCGACCACAAGACCACAUGCACCACCGCCACCACCUCCAUUGCCAGCUGCUGGUGGAAGCCAACAGCAGACUAUCAAAAGAAGAUCACCUGGUGAUGCAAUUGAUGGCGCUGGAGAAGAUAGUAAACGUGUACGCACAAAUCGUUUAUACCCGGCUUUGUCUGAUCUUGAAUCAAAUGAAUCAUUUUCGGAUAAUGAAAAUAAUUACUGUAAUGCCGGCACCGUUUCGGCUCUAAGUACAGCUGAUGAAAUGAAGGCCUCGCUGGAACCAUUACGUGGCCAUGAAGCUGCUGCUGCAGAUGAUGAUGACAACGAAGACAGUUAUAUGGAAACUGAAACUGAAGACAGCAGUGUUGGUAUUUGCAAUGGUAGUUUAGGACGUGAAAUAAUGCAAGUUGUACAAAAGAAUGAUAAGCAAAUGACAAAUAUCAAGGAAGUUAGAUAUGCCGAUAAAGAUGAAUACUUUGAAGAUGCCACCCGUGAUUCAUCAUUAAAUUCUUCAGCCGCCUCAAUGGGUAUGGAUGAUUAUUUAGAUGAAGCCCUGGAAGAAAAUGAAGAUGGUGAUGAUGAUAUUACACAAGAUGAAGAAGAUGAUGAAAAUAAUAGUCGUUUAUCGAAGGGGAGCAAAGGAACAACUGCAUCUAAUAGCUUUAGUUUCCGCAAAGCAAAUACCCCCAAUAGACAGGCCACAUAUCAAACUAUUCACGAGGAACAUGGUGACGAUCAUCAACAAUCAUCAUCCAUGAAGGCGGAAAAUUCGAAUGAAAAUUUUGGGGAUGCUACCACAUCAUCUUAUAUGCAUCCAGUGAAAUCGGAAUUGAGCAUAAAUAAGGAAAAUGAAAAUGUUGUAACAUUGGUGCACACGGUCAGCUUUUAUCGUCGUCAACAAAGUGCAAAUAGUGCCAAUUCAACACCGAUACGUAAAAUAUGUCGUGAACAGCAAGUUUUGCGUUCAGCCAUGGAAAAACUAGAAACUAAAGGUGUUGGAGAACAAGUACAUUUUGUACACGAAACCGUCAACGAUGAGAGUGACGAAGAAAGCCAUUCGGAAGCUGAACAAGAUGAUUCGCAUUUGGUGCAGGAAAAAAUCAAGAAACUUUUGGAAGAAGUUUGUAAGCAGCAACAGGUUAUUGCACAGACCAGUCAAGCUUUGAAUUUGUGUGCAGCUACAAUUGAGUUUUCGGGCUCCACCGAAUCCGUGGAGGGUGAACGACAUCUUUUGGUGGCAACCCAUCGCCGCCAAGCCUGUCUGGAUGAAGUACAACGUUUACGUGUUGAGAAAACUUUACGCCCCUUGGGAGCACCCCGUGAAAAGGGUCGUCUAACCGUAAAGGAAAUUACCAUUCCUCUUCGACAAGAUUACAUACGUAAAUUGGCAGCUGAUACUAUUUCAGGUCAUCAUCUCGUUUGCUUGCUUAAAUAUAAUGAACAUGUUUUAGCAACCAAAACAGUGCCCACAUUACCUGGCCUUUUGGCGGUUAAAUUCCCAGAUGUUUUGCAAUUGAAUAAUGUCUAUGCUGACUUUAGAGUAACUUUGGAAAUUUAUGGAAUGACUGCGCAGAGAGAAGUUCUACCCCAUGAAGUUAAAUACCACAUAAAUUUAAAUAAGAAAUCUGGUGCAAAGACACCCAAAAAGAAGGGAUCCGAUAACCGUCUGAUUAUGCCACCAGUACAGAGUCCAGCUGGUCCUCAUGCAGUGCGUACACCUGCCUUGGUACAAUAUGGUUUUGCCAUAUUCUCGUUGAGAGAAAUACAAAGAACCUCAUGGACGUUAACCCAGGUUUUGGGUGUUAGCCCCUUGGAAGGUGUCGUCCAUAUGAAGGUCAAUUGUGAACUGUCGGUAUCAGUGGAGUACAAAGGAUUCCUCACCAUGUUUGAAGAUAUUUCCGGCUUUGGAGCAUGGCACAGACGUUGGUGUCAUUUAAAUGGCACCAUGUUAAACUACUGGAAAUAUCCUGAUGAUGAAAAGAAAAAGGCUCCAAUGGGUUCCAUUGAUUUGUAUACCUGUUCAUCGCAAAAAGUAAAUACAGCGCCGCGGGAUAUCUGUGCUCGUUUGAACACCAUGCUAUUGGAGUGCCAAAGACCGGCACGUGAAACAGAUCAAGAAUCAUUGGUCAUUGUGCCAAAUGGUCGCACCACAACUGUUAGAUAUCUGCUAUCUGCAGAUACUAAGGAAGAGCGUGAAGAAUGGUGUGCAUAUUUCAAUAAAGCCUUAACAUUAUUAAGAGCAUGGGGACCACCACAGUAA